AUGGGAGUCGAUGUCCCGAAGCCCGACGGUCUCCUUGACCUCCUCAGCCUAAAAGGAAAGGUUGUUGUCGUCACCGGUGCCUCAGGCCCACGCGGUAUAGGUAUCGAGGCCGCUCGCGGAUGUGCAGAGAUGGGUGCGAACAUUGCCAUCACAUACGCCUCUCGAGCCGAGGGCGCGCAGAAGAACGCCAAAGACCUUGAAGAGACGUACGGUGUUCAAGUAAAGCCGUUCAAGUGCAACGUGUCUGAAUACGCCAGCGUUGAAAAAUUAGUGAAGGACGUCAUUGACGAGUUCGGCAAGAUCGACGCCUUUAUCUCCAAUGCCGGGAAGCUAGCUGAUAAAAGCGUGCUCGAUGGCUCAGUUGAAGACUGGAAUAGUGUUAUCAACACUGAUCUAAACGGCUCGUACCACUGCGCGAAGGCCGUUGGUGGGCAUUUCAAGGAACGCGGUACUGGAAGCUUUGUCCUCACGGCUAGCAUGUCUGGCCAUAUUGCCAACUACCCUGCUGCAUAUAACACCUCCAAGGCCGGAUGUCUUCAUUUGGCGCGCUCGCUUGCGAAUGAGUGGCGCGGCUUUGCACGCGUGAACAGUGUUUCGCCGGGAUAUAUGGACACGGGGCUCAUGGACUCUGUUGAUCAGAAAACGCAGGAUGCUUGGAAGGCUAUGAUCCCUAUUGGUCGUUAUGGCUAUGCGAAGGAGUUGAAGGGCGCCUACGUUUACCUGUGCAGCGAUGCUAGCUCGUAUAUGACUGGCUCGGACAUGCGUAUCGACGGUGGUUACUGCGUGUGGUAG
Messenger RNA from Aspergillus puulaauensis, 792 nucleotides. RefSeq names its product SDR family oxidoreductase. The transcript has a single exon. Gene Ontology annotation, cellular component: intracellular anatomical structure. The record is from RefSeq and is a predicted model, not a curated record. The coding region runs from base 1 to 792 and encodes 263 amino acids. Gene Ontology annotation, molecular function: oxidoreductase activity, acting on NAD(P)H, oxygen as acceptor. NCBI's taxonomy places the organism in Eukaryota, Fungi, Ascomycota, Eurotiomycetes, Eurotiales, Aspergillaceae.